Molecule: messenger RNA, 1510 nt
Organism: Lineus longissimus
Lineage: Eukaryota; Metazoa; Nemertea; Pilidiophora; Heteronemertea; Lineidae
Product: peptidylglycine alpha-hydroxylating monooxygenase-like
Exons: 10
Coding region: 181-1281 (366 amino acids)
Biological process (GO): peptide metabolic process
Cellular component (GO): extracellular region; membrane
Molecular function (GO): oxidoreductase activity, acting on paired donors, with incorporation or reduction of molecular oxygen, reduced ascorbate as one donor, and incorporation of one atom of oxygen; copper ion binding
Source: RefSeq, a predicted model, not a curated record
UCAUUGAUAUCGGGAACGGUACGACGCAUGAACCAAAUUGCGAUAAGGUACCGGAUUAACUGUAACUUUGACUGAACCUUUCCACCAAGUGUUAUUUUCUCACGAAUCUUUGAUUUUCAUACCCCCAUAUUGUAUUCAUUCAUUUGGUGGUUCUUUCCAAAACAACUAAACACUGCUAGCAUGGGGACUCGUGCGUUCCAAAGACCGUUUUAUGUCGUCUGCUUUUUGACGGGUUGCCUGGUGGCGACCAUUCUUUCCCGUCCUUUAGAUGAGUCGUCUGCAGGACACACGUUUCAGAAGAGGAUCCGAAUGCCUGGCGUUGUGUCAGAUAGAAAGGAUGCGCUUGUUUGCCAUGCAAUGAAGAUGGACCAGGAUCCCUCUUACAUAUUGGAAUUCGAACCUCAUGCAAGGAAAGAAACAGCUCACCACAUGGUUCUGUAUGGCUGUCGUGAACCAGGGACGAAAAAGGAUUGGUGGUAUUGCGAUGAUAUGGAGGGUUCCAGCGAGAGAAGCGUGUGCGGCGACUGGUCUCACCAAAUCAUCUACGCCUGGGCGUUGGAUGCACCAGCAAAGAAGCUACCAAAAGAUGUUGGAUUCCGUGUUGGAGGCACCACUGACUACCAGUAUGUCGUCGUUCAACUUCACUACAGGGAGAAAUUCAAGGAUGGUGAAAGUGACAGUACGUCUGGAGUAACCUUACAUAUGACACAUGAUCCACAACCCUUGCAGUCAGGGUACUAUAUCUUAGCCUCUUAUGGAUAUAUUCCAGCCAGACAACAAGAGGUUCAUGUUGAUGUGGCAUGCAUGUAUGACAUGGACAUGCCAAUACAUGCUUUUUCAUACAGGACACAUUCUCACAACCAAGGUGUUGUGACAGCGGGUUAUAGGAUCCGGGAUGGAGUGUGGACAGAGAUAGGACGAAUGUCUCCUCAGCAACCCCAGAUGUUCUACAACACAACCAAUGGUGGAGUUGACAUAAAGAAAGGAGAUGUCUUGGCAGCCCGGUGUACGAUGACCACAAAAGACAGGGAAGAGGAAGUCAUCUUCGGAGCUACCAACAAUGAUGAGAUGUGCAACUUCUACAUCAUGUUCGACACAACGCAUCAGGAUGAUCUCAAAGUGCAGAUGUGCACCCGUAGUUCACCAGAAUUCCACCUCGGAGAUUACUAUGAAAACAUUCCAGCACUGGCAUCCUCAUUGGAAGGUGUCAAUCUGAGGUUUCCCAAGAUGGAGCAUAAAGGACAUGCCAGCCACAAGAAGCAUCAGAUGAGGCUUGUGUAGGCCUGGACUUUCCUUGGGCACUUCUGAUGCAGACAGCCCGUUUGUCAGUAUCUUUCUUACUUUCUACCAAGCUAAAAUGGCUGAACUUGACCACAAAAGUGACUCUGCAAAUCCUCCAGCAUUGUUGCUGAGCACAAAUUCCUGAAGAUGAACAGACAUUUCUAUUACUGUAAAAAUGUGCAAGAAAAUGUUUGUUAUUUAUCAUGAAAAUAAAGAUUUAUUUUAGGAA